UUGUCUACCAAACCGCUAUAAUAGCCUUUUGUCAUUUUUACUCGCCCCUUCCGGAGGUUGUCCGUUCUCAAAUUUCAAUUCGGAGAGACAUUCUCUCUCAUUCACCCUCUCUCUCUCCCUCCAUUUCUAGGGUUUCUCUCUCUCUCUCUCUCUACCAGGUAUCAGCGAAACGGUUCAAAUUUAGGUUUUUUCUUUGUUGAUUCGCGUAAUUUCUUUGAUAAUCAGAGGUUUAGUUAGAAAAUAAAAAUAAAAAUGAGUGUAGUGGGGUUUGAUAUUGGGAACGAAAAUUGUGUCAUUGCGGUGGUAAAGCAACGAGGGAUUGAUGUUGUGUUGAAUGAUGAAUCGAAGCGUGAAACUCCGUCUGUUGUGUCGUUUGGUGAGAAGCAGAGGUUCCUGGGCGCGGCCGGGGCAGCUUCUGCGACCAUGAACCCAAAAUCGACAAUCUCUCAGGUGAAGAGAUUGCUUGGUAGGAAAUUUAGGGAACCUUGUGUUCAGGAUGACCUUAGGUUGUUUCCCUUUAAGACAUCUGAGGCUCCAGAUGGUGGAAUUUUGAUUUAUUUGCAGUAUUUGGGUCAAACAGACACUUUUACCCCAAUUCAGAUUUUGGCAAUGUUGUUGGCGCAUUUAAAGCAGAUCACUGAGAAGGAUAUCGAGGUACCCGUUUCGGAUUGUGUGAUAGGGAUACCGUCUUACUUCACAGAUUUGCAAAGGCAUGCAUAUUUGCACGCUGCAGGGAUUGCAGGACUGAAGCCAUUGAGAUUGAUGCAUGACUGUACUGCUACUGCAUUGGGUUAUGGUAUUUACAAGACUGAUUUCCCCAAUUCAGGGCCGUGUCAUGUUGUGUUUGUCGACAUUGGUCAUUGUGAUACCCAAGUCGCUGUUGCAUUGUUUGAACCCGGAAGUAUGAAGAUACUGUCCCAUGCUUUUGAUUGUAACUUGGGUGGGAGAGACUUCGAUGAGGUUUUGUUCAGAUAUUUUGCAGCACAGUUCAAGGAACAGUACAAUAUCGAUGUUUAUUCUAACACCAGGGCUUCUGUAAGGCUCAGGGCAGCAUGUGAGAAAUUGAAGAAAGUCUUGAGCGCAAAUCCAGAGGCGCCGCUUAACAUUGAGUGCUUGAUGGAUGAGAAAGAUGUUAAAGGUUAUAUUAAGAGGGAGGAUUUUGAGAAACUAUCAUCAGAUUUGUUGGAGAGGUUAAGCAUUCCUUGUCGUAAGGCUUUGGCCGACUCUGGUCUGACCAUGGAGAAGAUUCAUACUGUUGAGCUAAUUGGGUCUGGGUCUCGAAUACCUGCUAUUACACGGAUUUUGGCAUCUGUUUUCGGGAAAGAACCUAGACGGACAUUAAAUGCAAGCGAGUGUGUGGCUCGUGGUUGUGCUCUUCAAUGCGCAAUGCUUAGCCCAAUAUUUCGCGUUAGAGAGUAUGAGGUUCAGGAUUCUUUUCCUUUCUCAAUAGGAUUUUCAUCCAAUGAAGGUCCGAUCUUUACCUCGUCAAAUGGCGUGCUGUUUGCAAAAGGACAUCCAUUUCCAAGUGUUAAGAUACUUACAUUGCAUAGAAGUAACACAUUUCAUUUGGAAGCCUUUUACGCUGAUCCGAAUGAAUUGCCCCCUGGCACAUCACCUAAAAUCAGCAAAUUUACGAUUGGUCCAUUCCAAGUAUCUGACCGAGAAAAAGUGAAGGUUAAAGUUAGAGUUCAGCUAAACCUCCAUGGAAUUGUUACCGUAGAGUCAGCCUUGUUAAUAGAAGAUCACAGGGACGAUUCAAGGGGUAAUGCUCGUGGAACUUCAGAGAAUAUGGAGACUGACAAUGAUACGUCUUCUGAUGUGGCAGAAGAGACUGCUGCUGAUGGAAUGAAAAAGGGCAAGGCCAUGAGGAGACAGGAUCUACCAGUUAGCGAGAAUGUUUAUGGUGGAAUGACCGAGGCUGAGCUCUCACAAGCUCUUGAGAAAGAACUUCAGUUGGCCCAACAAGACAUAAAGAUUGAACAAACUAAAGAUAGGAAAAACAUGCUAGAAUCUUAUGUCUAUGAGACACGCAGUAAGCUUUUGAAUACAUACCGGAGCUUUGCCACCGAGUUAGAGAAGGAAGGGAUUUCUAGGAAUCUACAACAGACAGAGGAUUGGCUCUAUGACGAUGGAGUUGAUGAAUCUGAAAACAUUUAUUCUGAGAAACUUGAUGAUCUGAAAAAGUUGGUGGAUCCCGUUGAAAAUCGAUAUAAAGAUGAAGAUGCCCGAGCACAAGCAACAAGGGGUCUAUUAAAUUGCAUUGUGGAUUAUCGGAUGGCUGUAGGUUCACUUCCACCCAGUGAGAGAGAUGCGGUUGUUAAUGAAUGCAACAAAGCAGAACAGUGGUUGCAGGAGAAAACCCAACGGCAGGAUUCAUUGCCCAAGAAUGCUGAUCCAAUACUGUGGUCAAGUGAAAUCAAGAGAAAGGCGGAUGCCCUUGAUGCGAUGUGCAAACAUAUAAUGAGAUCCAAGGCUUCAGGCACAAGACUAGAGGACACCAUGGAGGCGGAGCAAAGAAACAAACAGGAUGACAUGCGAGUGGAUUGAUGUGUAUUUAACACAGGUUUGUGAUUACCAUGGAACCAGAUGUGAGAAACAACCAACCAGAUCAAAUGCAAUUAGUUUGAUGUGGAUUUUGCACAGAUAAGUUAUUCCUUCAAAUUUUGCUUGCAUAUCGGAAUUCUAAAAAUCUCACCAUUCUUUCCGUGAAAUAGCAUUCAGCAAAUUUUGCAUGUUACCUUACUAUGAUGCUUCUAUCUGCAGUGUUGUCAUUCUCUACAAUGCCUGUAAUUUUAGCAAUGUCCAUGCUGUUUUAAUUUCUGUAACAUCCAAAUAUAGAGUUGGUUUAGAUUAUUUUCAUUGAACUUUUUUUUUUGGGUCUGUUUAUUUUGUUCAGAUUCUCUUGUUAGAUAUAGGAGCAGAGAGCAGAGGAGGAGAAAAAAAAGAAGAAAAAAACUCUUUUUAAUGUAAUUAGUUUAUAAUUUUCCAAAUUUUCAAUACAUUGGAUUGCUUUGUAAAAGUUACACAUGAUCUUGUCCUUCCAAAUAAAGUCUGUUGUGGUUGAGAAUUGUUGGGUUUCCACGUAAA
Messenger RNA from Camellia sinensis, 3087 nucleotides. Its product is annotated as heat shock protein 70 (Hsp 70) family protein. Gene Ontology annotation, biological process: protein folding. Gene Ontology annotation, cellular component: cytosol; nucleus. NCBI's taxonomy places the organism in Eukaryota, Viridiplantae, Streptophyta, Magnoliopsida, Ericales, Theaceae. Gene Ontology annotation, molecular function: ATP binding; ATP-dependent protein folding chaperone. The record is from RefSeq and is a predicted model, not a curated record.